GCAUCAAGCAUAACGCAUUGCUCGGCAAUGCAUCAAAAUGUACCCGUUGUACCGUUUCGCAAACUCGUAACAGAAAUCGGGAACAAAUAUUACAUAUCUCGGUACAAUGGAUGCGGUAAUAUCAAUUAAUCAUUCUGAUACACGUUAUCAAUUAACAGCUUAGAUAAGAAAUUUUCUGUUCAACAAAAUCUUAAACAAAGAAGACUGUUAAUAAACAUUUCAAUAAUUAUGGUGAUUUUUGAGAAUACCUUGAUCGUUUAUGUUUAUCAGAGAGAUAAUUAUGAAGUGCAAUGAAAAUUUGGCAAAUUAAAAACAGCAAUAUGGUUGCGAAGGUCUAUUAUAAUUUUUCUGCUAUCGAUUUAUUUCCCUACGCUGAUUUUCCUGCAAAUUCAUUGGUAAUUAUAACAUUCAAGAUGGCAAAGAUAUCAUACUAGUGUGCUACCACUUCUAACAAACUCCAGCGCUGAAAGAUCGGGAAAAAUAAACGCGAUAUUCGCAUGACACUGAUAUCGCGACGGAUAAGAAUAAUCGGCAAAAAUAGAGAAGGAUAGACUUCCAAGUGCGAGAAAGAGGAUACAAUUAAGACUUAUAAUAGAAAGAUAUUUCGGCAAUUAAUAAUUGGUCGAAUGAGUAUAUAUAGUGGCACGGAAAUUCUGCAAUCCAAUCAUAGUCAGUCUAGGAACUCGAAGCAUCAAGGAGCUAAGUGACUCAAAAUGAAAGGACUGCUGUUCACCGCCCUUGCCGCCUUUGUUGUGGUCUACGUGUAUUCUCAGGACGAAAUCACAGUAGAAUGUCCACCACCCAACGAAAAUGCUACACUCGUUCCACAUCCAUGCAACUGCAGCAGUUACUUUGUCUGCUUCGCUGGCGAUAAAAUUGCCAUGCCAUGUCCUCCAGGUCUUCACUUCAACGCGACCGUCCAUGUCUGUGACUGGCCAUGGAGAGCAGGCUGCAAAAUUAAUGAACUGUGUCCCAAUUUAACAGCGAAACACGAAUUGGCCGAUGGACCGGCUUACGUUUAAAGCUUCUUAUGUAUAAUAUGUUUAGUUUAAUUCGUUAAUUCAGUGUCUCAAUUACACUAUCGUUAAUGACACCUUUGUCUCCGACGUGUAAGUCGUUCAAUAGAAUACAUUUUUGUCUGCAGCUUUAAAAAUCCUGGUUAUUAGAAAUUUUUAUCAAUAUUUGAUAACAUUGCCGUGUUAUGUACAUGUAUAUUUGACUGAAAUAAACAAUACUUUCUUUCACGA
Messenger RNA from Megachile rotundata (alfalfa leafcutting bee), 1247 nucleotides. Its product is annotated as peritrophin-1-like. Lineage: Eukaryota; Metazoa; Arthropoda; Insecta; Hymenoptera; Megachilidae. Gene Ontology annotation, molecular function: chitin binding. Gene Ontology annotation, cellular component: extracellular region. The record is from RefSeq and is a predicted model, not a curated record.